AUGGGAAAUUGCUGCAGAUCUCCGGCGGCUGUUGCCCGAGAAGACGUGAAGUCAUCCAAUUUUUCCGGCCAUGAUCAGGGCCGUAAAGACAAGUCUGGGGCUGGCAACACUAAAAAGGCCAUUACUGUUUUGAACGACGUUAAAAAGAAAAAUAUUGAGGAGAAGUAUUUAGUGGAUAGGGAAUUGGGACGAGGAGAAUUUGGGGUUACGUAUUUGUGCAUUGAACGGGAGACGAAGGAGCUAUUGGCUUGCAAGUCGAUUUCGAAGCGGAAGCUGCGGACGGCUGUGGAUGUGGAGGAUGUGAGGAGGGAGGUGGCGAUUAUGAAGCACUUGCCUAACGAUUCGAGCAUAGUGAGCUUGAAGGAGGCGUGCGAGGACGAAAAUGCGGUACAUUUGGUGAUGGAGUUGUGCGAGGGUGGGGAGCUCUUUGACAGGAUCGUGGCGCGUGGACACUACACGGAACGGGCGGCCGCUGCAGUCACUAGGACCAUCGUUGAGGUUGUGCAGCUCUGCCACAAGCACGGGGUGAUCCACAGGGACCUGAAGCCUGAGAAUUUUUUAUUUGCAAAUAAGAAGGAGAAUUCGCCUCUGAAGGCAAUUGAUUUUGGCUUGUCAAUCUUCUUUAAGCCCGGUGAGAAGUUCUCUGAAAUUGUGGGAAGUCCUUACUAUAUGGCUCCAGAAGUGCUCAAGCGAAACUAUGGACCAGAAAUAGAUAUAUGGAGUGCUGGAGUGAUUCUCUAUAUCUUGUUGUGUGGAGUUCCUCCAUUUUGGGCUGAACAUGCUGUUUACAACCUCGGUCUAGGAUUCGAAGCUGUCACUGCAAAACAAGUUCUUGAACAUCCUUGGCUUCAAAAUGCAAAGAAGGCUCCAAAUGUGCCUCUUGGAGAUGUUGUCAAGUCAAGACUCAAGCAAUUCGCUUUGAUGAAUAGGUUCAAGAGGAAGGCUCUGAGGGUCAUUGCUGAUUUCUUGUCCAAUGAAGAAGUCGAAGGCAUAAAAGAAAUGUUUGCUAAGAUAGACGCUGACAAUGAUGGUAUUGUUUCAACCGAAGAACUGAAGGUUGGAUUACAGAAGUUCAAUUCACAGCUGGCAGAGUCUGAAGUACAAAUGCUUAUCGAAGCUGUAGACAUGAAUGGUAAAGGAACAAUGGACUAUGGAGAAUUUCUUGCCAUUUCACUCCAUCUACAGAGGAUGGCCAAUGAUGAGCAUCUUCACAAGGCUUUUUCCUAUUUUGACAAAGAUGGCAAUGGUUAUAUCGAGCCUGAUGAGCUUCAAGAUGCCUUAAUGGAGGACGGUGUAGAUGAUAGUGCAAAUGUAGCAAAGGACAUAUUCCAGGAGGUCGACAUAGACAAGGAUGGAAGAAUCAGUUAUGAUGAAUUUGUUGCUAUGAUGAAAACGGGGACAGACUGGAGAAAGGCUUCUCGGCAUUACUCAAGAGGGAGAUUCAAUAGUCUAAGCAUAAAGUUGAUGAAAGAUGGUUCUAUUAACCUGUAUGUGCUUCCAAUUUACCAGUGGCUUUUAAGGAUCAUGGACGAGUCAAGUACAUCUGAUUAG
Fraxinus pennsylvanica is the source of this 1551-nucleotide messenger RNA. The record is from the annotation of a GenBank genome assembly. Lineage: Eukaryota; Viridiplantae; Streptophyta; Magnoliopsida; Lamiales; Oleaceae.